GAGCUCGGCGACGUGGACGCGAUGGUAUAUCUUGGGGGAAUGUACCGCUAUGGGUUGGGCGUCAAGCUGGACAAGAAGAAGGCGGCGCGGCUGUUUCGCAUGGGCGCAGAUCGGGGCAACGCGACCGCGCAAAACAAUGUAGCGUUUUUACUUGAUUCUGAGGAGAAACAUGAAGAAGGGUUCCCGUACUACGCGCUCGCGGCGGAUCAAGGCUUUACCCCUGGAGAGUUUAACCUUGGCUGUUGCUACGGGAACGGACGAGGCACGGAAGUCGACGUCGACAAAGCCAGAUACUGGUUCGAGCGCGCCGCUGCCAAGGGCCACGAAGGAGCUAUAGAGAACCUCGCGUACCUCGACGCGCGAGAUGGAAGUGGCGUCAAGCUGGACAAGAAGAAGGCGGAGCGGCUGUAUCGCAUGGCCGCAGAUCGGGGCGACGCGGUCGCGCAACACAGAAUAGCGUGGUUACUUCAUUCUGAGAAGAAAUUUGAAGAGGCGGUCCGGUACUUUGUGCUCGCGGCGAAUCAAGGCUAUACCUCUGGAGAGUUCAACCUUGGCUGUUGUUACAUGAACGGAGAAGGCACGGAAGUCGACCUCGGCAAAGCCAGAUACUGGUUCGAGCGCGCCGCUGCCAAGGGCUACCAGCAUGCUAUGAAUGAGCUCGCGGACCUCGACGCGCGAAAAGGACUCGGCGUCAAGCUGGACAUGAAGAAGGCGGAGCGGCUGUAUCGCACGGCCGCAGAUCGGGGCUCCGCGUUCGCGCAAUCCAAUUUAGGGGCUGUCCUUCAUUCUGAGAAGAAAUUUGAUGAAGCGUUCCCGUACUUCGCGCUCGCGGCGGAUCAAGGCUAUACCGGUGCGGAGAGCAACCUUGGCGUUUGUUACAGGGACGGAGACGGCACGGAAGUCGACGUCGACAAAGCCAGAUACUGGUUCGAGCACGCAGCUGCCAAGGGCUACGAAAGAGCUAUAGAGAGCCUCGCGCGCCUCGACGCGCAAGUAUAG
This is a messenger RNA of Aureococcus anophagefferens, 999 nucleotides long. RefSeq lists its product as hypothetical. The record is from RefSeq and is a predicted model, not a curated record. The transcript is spliced from 3 exons. Gene Ontology annotation, molecular function: protein binding. The annotation marks the transcript as partial. Lineage: Eukaryota; Pelagophyceae; Pelagomonadales; Pelagomonadaceae.